Messenger RNA from Scleropages formosus (Asian bonytongue), 3005 nucleotides. RefSeq names its product EGF containing fibulin extracellular matrix protein 1 (gene efemp1). Lineage: Eukaryota; Metazoa; Chordata; Actinopteri; Osteoglossiformes; Osteoglossidae. The transcript is spliced from 11 exons. The record is from RefSeq and is a predicted model, not a curated record. The coding region runs from base 154 to 1461 and encodes 435 amino acids. Gene Ontology annotation, molecular function: calcium ion binding.
UCCACCGUCGGUAUUAAAAGGCCGCGGUGUGAGUCGCGAGCUGCUGCGUCGGUCGGGCUGCGGGAAGCGAGGCGAGGCGAGGCGAGGCGAACGAGAGCGCGAACGCUGACGGCCGGUUCGAGGAUCUACGGUGCGGACUGAAGGGAUCUGACCAUGCUGAGGAUCUGCCUGUGCGUGUGCGUGAUGGUGCGGCUCGGCGCCUCCCAGGAGCAGGAGGAGCCCGUGUCCUACACGUGCACAGAUGGCUAUGAAUUUGAUCCGGUCCGAGAAAUAUGCAAAGACAUCGACGAGUGCUCCAUCCUCUCCGAUGCCUGCAAAGGGGGCAUGAAGUGCAUUAACCAUUUUGGCGGGUACCUCUGCCUGCCCAAGAGCGCGCAGAUUUUCAUCGGCAACGGAGACGAGCCUUCGCCGGAGCCCGUGCCGCCCCCGCGAGUCCAGCCCCCCACCUGGCCGGUGGUCUGUGCCACAGGGUUCGCCGCGACCGAAACGAACUCCUGCACAGACAUUGAUGAGUGCACCACUGGCAGGCACACCUGCGCCGCUGACCAGAUCUGCCAUAACACCUGGGGCUCGUACACCUGCCAGUGCAAGCCGGGCUUCCAGAAAAGCGGAGACCAGUGUGUAGAUAGAGAUGAAUGCCUGUCCCGGUACUGCAUGCACAGAUGUGUGAACACCGAGGGCUCGUACUACUGCUUGUGCAACGUCGGCUAUCAGCUGGCGAGGAAUAACCAGUCCUGCGUGGACGUGAACGAGUGCGAGAUGGAAAAUCGAUGUGAGCACCGGUGCUACAACCUCAUGGGCUCCUUCCUCUGCCAGUGCGACCAGGGCUACAAGCUGGCAUCCGACUCCAUGUCCUGCGAAGAUAUUGACGAAUGCAGCUUCUCGAACUUCAUGUGCCAGUUUCAGUGUGUCAACAAUCCGGGGGGAUACUCCUGCACCUGCCCCGAUGGGUACCAGCUCCAGGGAACAAGAAUGUGUCAAGAUAUAAACGAAUGCGAGGCAGGCCACGAGUGCCGAGAGGACGAAACGUGCUGGAACUACUACGGUGGAUACCGCUGCUAUCCGAGGAACCCGUGCGAAGAGCCGUACGUGAGGACGGGCGAGAACCGCUGCACCUGCACGUCGACGAACGCGUGCCGAGGCCUGCCGCCGUCCAUCGUGUAUAAAUACAUGAGCAUACCGUCGGACCGUUCCGUGCCGGCCGACGUCUUCCAGAUCCAGGCCGCCAACAUCUACCCCAACACGCAGAACACCUUCCGGAUCAAGGCGGGCAACGAUGGGAGGGAGUUCUUUCUGAGGCGCACUAGCAAUGUGAGUGCCAUGCUGGUGAUGGCCAAGACGCUGAGUGGACCACGCGAGCACAUCGUGGACCUGGAGAUGAUCACCCACAACAGCGUCAUGAACUACCGCUCCAGCUCCUUGCUACGGCUCACCAUUGUGGUGGGGCCCUACCCCUUCUAAGGGCCCCGCGGUUCGCUUCCCGUGUAAAAGAUAUACAGUACGCUACAGUAUAGCCACUAAAUGCAGCGAUGGCAAGGAGAUUAUGAUCAGCUUGCUUCAGUUCGAGUGGAAGGUGGUGUUAUAUUCACGGUAAACCUAACAGGACACAGCUCUUAUUCCUUCUUUCGUGCUACUAUUGCGCUUGGCAAAGGUGACCGGUGCUAAUCCCCGUGAGGCCCAGCGCUGCUUACACGCAGGGCGUCCAACUUCGAACGGACUCGACGUGGAGAUACAUAGUCUUUGAUGCCAAAAACCAUCAGCUUCUGGUCUGACGUUAUUUACGAGGGACAGAAGGCUCUUCCCAUGCAGAAAGAAAAAGCGACUGACUCGCAGCGGUUCACAGACCUUGUAAAUUUGACUAACUGCCACCAGCGAGCCCUCUCCGUCCUUUUCGUUUCCGCGGUUUAACGUUCGAGGUGCGCGUCUCGCUUUGCCCCGAGCGGAAACCCGGUCUCUUCCGUUGAACCGCCACUUAAUGUACCGCACGGUGCGGCCUGGCCGUACGAGCCGCUCGAAGCGCGAUGCCGAGAAACGGUUGCUUGCCGGUACAUCGCGUGAGUCAAAUUUCAAUGGUCCAAGACCGUUUCUGUAACGGAACUUCGUAGCCAGCGGCGGAAGAUUUGCAGCCUUGUUAUUUGGGCUGAAAAGAUCGAGCCUCCUAUACGGAGUUACUGCAAUGCAGUUCGCAGUCAACGUCUUAUCGUGCCAGAACUGUGGUAAACAGGAAAGAUUAGGCUGAAAAAUCCUGGUAUUUGCAAAGGGCUUUUAGUGCUGCGGGAGCGACGAAGGGGGGGGGAUGGAGGGAAUUGUCACGAAGCAUUGUAACUGUGGGUGAUUCUCAUAUUUUGAAUUCUGCAGUACGGCGCUGGUGGAAGGUUCAACUGGAACAGCAAAAUGUCUUAAAGAAACGGAAAAGGAGGGGCGCUGCACCAUAAAUAAACCUUUCGGUAACGGUUAAUGUGGCCCCCCGUGCAGCGUGUCCCGGGAUGAUCUCCGCAGAGUCACGGGAACCAACCCUAACCCCGAGCAACGGUUCCUCGUGUCGUCCUCAAGCGCAUCGUGACUCCUACAUAUUUGCGCCUAGCGCCAGAUCGCCCCGGCGCCGGACUAAUUAGAAUUAAGUCGGAUUUGUCCCUCUCGCAACCUUCGGCCGUGAAAUCCAUAGCUGGGCGAAGGGCUCAAGCGUCAUCUCGCAGCUGCUCGGUGCAGGUUGAAGCAUCUGGAUGAUUUACACGCACGGACGGGCUCGUUGACUUUCUUAACGCUGUUUAUAACGUAUAAACACGACCAGAGAAACCUCUUCCCUCUCCCCCAACAUCAUAUCCAGCAUUUUCUAUUAGACCCCAAAUCUGACGCUUUUGUACACUUUUCAUUCAGCCGUCGUGUUCUUUUUACUUUCCUAUUUAAACUGUUUUUCAUAUCUAACAUCGAGUAACUGUUACUAUGGAUGUGCAAAGUAAUUUUGUAAUGAAAUAAAAUAAAAACUUGCAUUUGCCCGCGUUCUU